Molecule: messenger RNA, 3658 nt
Organism: Lepisosteus oculatus (spotted gar)
Lineage: Eukaryota; Metazoa; Chordata; Actinopteri; Semionotiformes; Lepisosteidae
Gene: oprk1
Product: opioid receptor, kappa 1
Biological process (GO): sensory perception of pain; neuropeptide signaling pathway; G protein-coupled opioid receptor signaling pathway
Cellular component (GO): plasma membrane; neuron projection
Molecular function (GO): dynorphin receptor activity; neuropeptide binding
Source: RefSeq, a predicted model, not a curated record
GCCGGGGGAGAGAGUGGAGGAGUGACUGAGCGGUACAGUCCGUGCUGUGCUGUGAAACUGCGAGUACAGGUGUCUGGCUUCUUCAUAGCCACUAUCAACAAAGUUUGCGUCUCCAAGAGUCUCUUUUGCGAGCGAAUAGCAAAUAUAUCAGCUUGGUCUCAGAUUUUAACCACAAAAGAAUACCGAAGGUGGAAUUGCAAUUGUGCAGAUCCACAAGCAAUGGAGAAGCCAGUGGAGAUUUUUAAAGAAGACAGUUGCUUCCCUGUCUCGUCCGAGGAGUGCUCCACAUGGCUGUCUGGUUAUUUUGACAUAGAUAAUGUCACAGAUGAGCACGGCUGGGCAAAUCAAACCAUGUCGCCUAUCAUUCCCAUCAUUACUGCUGUUUAUUCCGUUGUGUUUGUGGUGGGCUUGGUGGGCAACUGUCUAGUCAUGUAUGUUAUCAUCAGAUACACAAAGAUGAAGACUGCAACCAACAUUUACAUUUUUAAUUUAGCAGUGGCAGAUGCUCUGGUUACCACCACAAUGCCUUUCCAGAGUACCGAUUAUUUGCUCGGAUCAUGGCCUUUUGGAGAAGUGGUCUGCAAAGUGUUUAUAUCAAUCGAUUAUUACAACAUGUUCACCAGUAUAUUCACACUGACCAUGAUGAGCGUUGAUCGGUACAUCGCUGUCUGCCACCCUGUCAAGGCCCUUGAUUUCCGCACUCCAGUAAAGGCAAAGAUGAUCAACAUCUGUAUCUGGAUACUCUCCUCGGCGGCUGGCAUUCCUGCUCUGGUACUGGGAAGCACUCAGACUAAGGAUGGUACUACAGAAUGUGCUUUGCAGUUUCCAGACCCCUACGUAUACUGGGACACUCUAAUGAAGAUCUGUGUUUUUAUUUUCGCCUUUAUUGUGCCUGUGCUCAUCAUCACUGUGUGCUACACCUUAAUGAUACUCCGUCUGAAGAGCGUUCGACUCCUGUCCGGCUCCAGGGAGAAGGAUCGGAAUCUGCGUCGCAUCACAAAACUCGUGCUGGUGGUGGUGGCAGUUUUUAUCAUCUGCUGGACUCCUAUUCACAUUUUCAUCCUCGUCAAAGCCCUCACUAAUGUUCCAGAAACCACCUCUUUGAUGGGAGCCUAUUUUUUCUGUGUGGCCCUUGGAUACACCAACAGUAGCCUCAACCCCAUUCUUUAUGCAUUUCUGGAUGAAAAUUUCAAAAGAUGCUUUAAAGACUUUUGCUGUCCCUCCAAACUAAAGGCAGACCGACAAGGUGGUAACAGGGUGAAGAGUGUAGUGCAAGAUCCCGGCUUGCCCCAGGAAACUGUUGAUGGGACGAAUAAGCCAGUAUGACUAGCAGUGGAGUUAUCCUCCUUCUCCCCCCAUGGAAGAGAAGAUUCAAAUGAUCUUGGGCUAACCCAGGUCACGUCUGCGGUCUGAAUGUUAAAAUGACAAACUUCAUUUAAACCACAAAAGUGGAAUUAUUUUUAGAAGGGUUUCAAUUUAAAGGUUUGAUAUACUUAUUAAUGAAUUAGUGAAUAUUGCCUGAUGCUUCAAAUAUGUUUAAGGUUUGUACGAUUAUCUCAUUAAGGACCAUCAAUACUAAAAAAGCAAAGAUAAAUGAGCACUCACACUGAGAAUGAGGAGUCCAAUUAUUAGUGGUCAAAUUGCACGCAAAAUGCUCAGUUCAAUAAAAUAUCAUGUGGUUAAUUCCUUUAAAAAACUUUUAAAAUAUCUUAAAUGCAUUUCUUAUGGUUCCUCUAAUACAGUACUGAAAAAUUUAUUCAUAUCUUGUUAAUUAAAGUCUGUUAAUCAUGCCUAAAAGACAUUCUGGUAUGCUCUGCCUUGGAUUUCCUUUUGGGGUAUUAUCAUCACAUGUCAACUUUUCAAUCCAUCCCAGACAUCCUCUGAGUGUAUAAAAGAAACUGGGGAGGAAGCUCACACACCUCUCUUGCACCCCAUUUACAGCCCUGCAACAACUCCCUGGCUCAAUACUUACAAUAGUGAAGGGGGGUCUAGGCAGUGUGGCUACACUUACAUUCCCACAGCUAGCCACAUUCACUUUUUCCCCUCAUAGCCCACAGACAAGCUGGUAAGUUAAUUGGCUUCUGGGAAACUUCUCCCUGGUUCAAUUAUGGCCCUAGUGUGAGUGUGAGUGUGAGUUUGUGACUCUCUGCCCUGAAAUGGAUUGGUGUUCCCUUCAGGGAGUACCAAGCCUUGCAUGUGUUGGACAGGCUCUGUAUCCCCGUUGACCCUCAAUUGGAAGAAGCAGUUGGAAAAUGGAUGGAUGGAUAAGUACUCAAAAACUAAAAUGAAUAAAAGUUGAUAUAAAAAGUUGGUAUAAAAAACGUCGAUAUUAGAAUCCCCUCAGAAACCCUUGUAAUAAUGAUUUCUCAAAUGACAAAUAUGUACUAAGAUUGAUGAUGUGAUGUUGUUCAUUAUGACAGAACAUUUCAUUUUGCAAUGAAUGCGCAUGGUGGGAACACAGAAGAACCACUGAACUAUAAAGCAGCACCAUCUCUGUUUGAAAUAAGCAUGCAAAUAAGCAUGUUACAAGUAAAGCAGCUACAUUAACAAGCAGGUAUAAUACGAUUUGGGGGUUUUGAUAUAAAUGAAAUACAGUAAACACAAUUACUCACUGAUAUACCAUUGACACCCUCAUGAACAUAUAGUAAUAUCACACUAUGGGAAAACAUACAAUAUGUAUAUUGUUUCUGGAAAUAUGCAUAGACAAAUAUAAAUUGUUGUCUCACUGCAAAUAAAAAAAUAAUGGGCAUACAUUAUGAUUAAAUUCUAUGUAGUAUAAAUAAAGAGUUUACAAAAUUAAAAAAGGAAAUAUAGGACACCUAUUUCUUGAAAGUGCAUACUUUGUUCUUUACAGGUUAAAUAUUACAAUUCUCAGGGAAUUUUGGCAUAGGUAAAAAUAAAAAAUGACACUUUGCCUUUCAUUUUAAAUGCUGGGGAGAACAAUGUAGUCCAACCUAAUGCUGAGACUUCAAUGAUGGCAUUCUUUGACAUUGCAUCUUGAGUUUUUGGGACAAUGUGCUAAGGAGCUAUUAUUUUUCCCCUAUAUUAACAGGCCACAAGUGCCCUUCUCUGUAAUGUCCAGGAUUUAUCAUACUUUCAGUUCCCAAGUCUGAAAAAAUUGCCAAAGAAUUGAAUUAUUUUAUAACAAAGAGAAGACUGUAAUUCUUUCAGCUGCUAAAUUUAAUUAAAAUUGUACAGAUAUGUAAAACCCUGAAGGUUAACUUGCUGCUUUAUGGUACCAGACAUUAUAUUGACAAUUUUAGAUAGUGUGAUGGUUUUCUGUUAGUGUGCUUUAAAGUAAACAUGAGGUUUUUAAGUAAAUAUUAAUUAUGUUGUAAACAAAUACACUGAUACUGCUUUGACUGUGGUCUGUCAAAAGUGUGAUUAUAUUACCAUUAUGUGUAAGUGCAACAUAGCAUGAUGUCUGAAAGAGACUUCAUUCACAAGAUUAUAUUUAACUGUAUGAUAAUCCUGGACUAGAAUGUUAACCUGAAAUUUGUCAGAGGGCUUUAAAUCACGUUUAUACAAAUGUGUCUUAAAAGUCUAUUUUUAAUUGUUAUAUACACUAUCAGGAUAUGGUCAAAUCAGAAAUGUAAAAAAGGGAAUCAUUUAAAAAAAAUGUAUACACUGAUAAUUCACUGAUUCAUUUCUGACUUUU